AUGAAGCGCAAGCCUCGUUCCAGUGCCGCACCUCCGCAUUCGUCUCGUCGCCGUCGUAGCGUCUCUCCUUCUCGCGAAGACAGUGAUAUGAGAAACGAGGAAACAAGAUUGUCUGUUCCGGCCCAGAAUGCCGCAGAUGGUCGUGGUAGAGCGGCCAUCUCGAGACAACGCGCUCUCUAUUUCGCUACGGGGGAAAAUGCCAGUUCAGGUGUCACACAAGACGAGGGGGAGAACGAGUCAUGGCCUGGAUAUUUUGCAACAGCGCAGCAGCUUAAUGACAAUCGUCAGGCGGCACAAGUAGCACGAAAGCAACGACAACAGGCUGGACAAGUUGAUGAUGAGACGUUAAAGGUUGUGUGGACUCCCAAACGCCCCCCGCGCUCGUCCGUUUUAACUGCCGACCACGUAAUACAAAAAUUACGAGAUCUUGCGCUCCAGUGUUUGGCGGAAAAUGUUGAGCAGCUGCCAACCCUCGAGUAUAUUGACGCUGCUGCACGACAUCAGGUGGCUCGAGCCGUAGUUUAUGUCCGUAGACUUCAGCCGAGGGUGCUGCCGCUGUUUAUCUUUCCUGGUGUCACGGAAAUUGAUAUCCCAGACUGCUCUAAUAUUGACGAGGAGACGUUGCUUCGUACGUUUACGCAGUGCGCGUCCCACGGACUGGCUCUUACAGUAUUGAGACUGGGACUUUGUGGACGUUGUGUCUCGGACAGUGUCAUUGAAGAACUUGGUGACGCGUUACGAACGGUGGAACAGCUGCAGAUGCAGGGUUGUUAUCGUCUUUCCGAUGCUGGAUGUAAAAUGCUGGUACGACGCUGUGCUCCGUCGCUUGAUUCGCUCGAGAUCUCAUGUAAUCAGCGAAUUACCAAAAUGUCGAUUGAUUACUUUAGCGAGCUAGAAAAUUUGCAGUCGUUGGUAUUGUCUGAGUGUCCACAGAUUGAUAAUGCGAGUUUAGAGUCGCUGAAGAGUAUGAAGAAGCUAAGGAAAUUGAAGCUGAAUCAGAUGGAACGACUGUCAGAUGAGUUUAUCGUUUCAUUGGCACAAAGCUUGCCAGGCCUGGAAGAAUUCUCGAUUGCGCGAUGUUCACAACUGACCAAUACCGCUGUAAAGGGGAUGCUAAAGUCUUGUCGCGAGUUGAAGGUGCUUGAUGUGUCAGACUUGCACCAAAUUACUGAUGAGUGCUUUGAACCCGUUCGAGAAUACGGUCACGCUCUCCGCCACGUGUCACUGCGCUGCUGCUUGAAACUGACCGACGUCGCAUUUCAGCAUAUUGUUUGUGGCGCCAAAGCAUAUCUAGAAACGCUUGAAAUGUCAAGUGUACCGCAAGCUACAGACGCAUCUAUGAUGGCUUUGCUGGAGCACUGUGCAACCAGUCUGGCGACGCUUGAUAUUUCAUUCUGCAGGAAUAUUACCGAGGAUGCGCUUGGUAUUUUAGCCGAUGGAACUGAGACUCUUCGCUCUCUGGUACUUUGGGGUUGCACACAGGUUACGACCCGCUUCCUUACGCGUCAUUCUCAAGACGAGUUGAUUGUUACCGGUCAUCCUUUGCUGACAGGGCUUUCAGUUCGAUACUAG
Molecule: messenger RNA, 1572 nt
Organism: Peronospora belbahrii
Lineage: Eukaryota; Oomycota; Peronosporomycetes; Peronosporales; Peronosporaceae
Source: the annotation of a GenBank genome assembly